Molecule: messenger RNA, 3051 nt
Organism: Phalaenopsis equestris
Lineage: Eukaryota; Viridiplantae; Streptophyta; Magnoliopsida; Asparagales; Orchidaceae
Product: FT-interacting protein 1-like
Exons: 2
Coding region: 453-2783 (776 amino acids)
Source: RefSeq, a predicted model, not a curated record
UCCCUCCCUCCCUCCCUUUCUCCCUCUUGCGUUAAAAUGCCAUGCAAAAAUUUGAAAUUUGAGUGUCUAUGGUUCGAUUUUGAAGCUGGAAUGGCGUGCGCGGCUGCUAAAUUGGAGUUUUAUGGAGUGUUUAAGUGCUGAUUCGUCUCUAUUAGUGUUUUUAUGGGGUUUUUUUUGAGUUUUACUUCAUGAUCUGUCCUUUUUCCAGAUUACCUAUGGAUUUUGUUUGUGCUCUGUAUGAACUUUAUUUUUAGGUGGUUUUCGAUCGACCUGUCAAGUGUUUCUGGUUUCAAUAGCCAUUUUAACUCGAACACCGAAGUUCUGUUUCAUUAGGAGCUUUUGUGGGAGUUUGGGACUCAAUAUUUGAACUUUAAACGUUCUCUGCAAUUUAACUACUGGUUGAAAGGGCUCGCCACAUUUGCUGCUUACUUGUGUUUCCUUGCUAGUUCAAGAUGAUGCAGAGGCCUCUUCGCCCUGAAGAUUACUCUCUGAAGCAGACUUCUCCUCACCUUGGUGGCGGAGGAGCUGCAGGUGAUAAGCUUACCACCACUUAUGACCUUGUCGAGCAGAUGCAGUAUCUCUAUGUCCGUGUUGUCAAAGCUAAGGACCUCCCUGCAAAGGAUGUUACAGGCAGUCUUGAUCCAUAUGUGGAGGUCAAGCUGGGUAAUUACAAGGGAACUACCCGUCAUUUCGAGAAGAAGACUAAUCCUGAAUGGAACCAAGUCUUUGCCUUCUCCAAAGAUCGGAUCCAAGCUUCCAUUCUUGAGGUUCUAGUCAAGGACAAAGAUUUUGUGAAGGAUGAUUUUGUCGGGAGGGUUACUUUUGAUUUGAGUGAGAUCCCGAAAAGGGUUCCCCCUGAUAGCCCUUUGGCUCCUCAGUGGUACAGAUUGGAAAAUAAAAACGGUGAUAAGGUUAAGGGGGAGCUGAUGUUGGCAGUGUGGAUGGGCACUCAAGCAGAUGAGGCAUUCUCAAAUGCUUGGCAUUCUGAUGCUGCGACGGUUCCUAGUGAUGGCCUUGCUAAUAUAAGAUCAAAGGUUUAUCUGACACCUAAGGUUUGGUAUGUUAGGGUUAAUGUCAUUGAAGCUCAGGAUUUGCAGCUUAGUGACAAGGGCAGGUUUCCCGAAGUAUUUGUGAAGGCAUCGCUUGGGAACCAAGCCCUCAGGACAAGGAUAUCUGCAAUCAGGAACAUUAAUCCAAUGUGGAAUGAGGAUUUGAUGUUUGUAGCUGCGGAGCCAUUUGAGGAGCAUUUGGUCAUAAGUGUUGAAGAUAGGGUUGGGCCGAACAAGGAGGAGCUCCUUGGGAAGACUAUUAUUCCGCUUCAGAAUGUUGAUCGGAGGUUGGACUACAAGCCCGUGCCGAGCCGAUGGUAUACUAUUGAGAAACAUGUGGUCAUUACAGAAGGUGACAAGAAAAAGGAAUUGAAGUUUUCUAGCAGGAUUCAUCUUAGGAUAUGUUUGGAUGGUGGGUACCAUGUAUUAGAUGAAUCCACACAUUACAGCAGUGAUUUCAGACCAACAGCGAAGCAACUGUGGAAGCCAAGUAUUGGAGUUCUUGAAUUAGGGAUCUUGAAUGCUCAAGGUCUGUCGCCAAUGAAGAACAAGGAUGGAAAGGGAACUGUUGAUGCGUAUUGUAUUGCAAAAUAUGGACAGAAAUGGGUUCGAACGAGGACUAUAAUUGACAGUUUUGCUCCAAAAUGGAAUGAGCAGUACACUUGGGAGGUAUAUGAUCCGUGUACGGUUGUGACAAUUGGUGUGUUUGAUAACUGUCACUUACAAGGUGGUGAGAAGGCUGCAGGAACCCGGGAUUCCAGGAUUGGUAAGGUUCGAAUCCGACUUUCAACCCUCGAAACGGAUAAAGUUUACACCCAUGCAUAUCCUUUACUUGUUUUGCUACCUUCGGGAGUGAAGAAGAUGGGAGAGGUGCAACUUGCUGUCCGAUUUACUUGUUCUUCGCUGCUUAACAUGAUGCACAUGUAUUCGCUGCCAUUGCUUCCGAAAAUGCACUACCUUUUUCCCCUUUCUGUGACUCAACUUGAUAAUCUGAGGUACCAAGCUACUCAGAUUGUUUCAAUGAGACUUGGCCGCGCAGAACCGCCAUUGAGGAAAGAAGUUGUUGAGUAUAUGCUUGAUGUGGACUCUCACAUGUGGAGUAUGAGAAAGAGCAAAGCUAAUUUCUUCAGACUCAUGGGUGUAUUUAGUGGUGUUAUUGCAGUUGGAAAGUGGUUUAAUCAAAUAUGCAAUUGGAGAAAUCCUUUGACUACAGUGCUCAUUCAUGUCCUGUUUGUGAUUCUUGUUCUGUAUCCUGAACUUAUACUUCCAACAAUAUUCUUGUAUCUGUUCCUAAUUGGAGUAUGGUACUAUCGACGGAGGCCGAGGCAUCCUCCUCACAUGGACACCAGACUCUCCCAUGCAGAAACUGCUCAUCCUGAUGAGUUGGAUGAAGAAUUCGAUACUUUUCCUACUUCUCGACCCCCUGAUAUCGUCAGGAUGCGAUAUGAUCGAUUGAGGAGUGUUGCUGGUCGGAUUCAGACGGUUGUUGGCGAUCUCGCGACCCAAGGGGAGAGAUUGCUAUCACUGUUGAGUUGGCGGGAUCCAAGAGCAACUGCACUUUUUGUGAUAUUUUGUCUGAUUGCUGCUAUUGUGCUAUAUGUUACUCCAUUUCGGUUGGUGGCUUUUUUGGCUGGAAUAUAUGUGCUAAGGCAUCCAAGGUUCAGACACAAGAUGCCAUCUGUUCCUCUUAACUUCUUCAGGAGGUUGCCUGCUAGGACGGAUAGCAUGUUAUGAGAAGGUCAGAUCUGUCUUGUAUGGCUGAUUUUUAAACAGACCUUGAAUUGCUAGCUUCCUAGUUGUAGCUGGAGAUUUGUCAGCCUUAUCAUUUUAAAAUGAUCUGUAGCAUGUUCUUCUUUCUUUUUUUCUUUGCUGUCUGUUUUGUUGUGUUUUCUCAAUAUGUGAACUUAUCUGUUUUUUGUUUAAUGUUUUAUCAUAUCCUGUAAUAUCAUUUCGCAUGUUCUUCUUCCCCGUAUUGUUAGAAGUGAAACCAUGCCAGCCUAAA